Messenger RNA from Copidosoma floridanum, 2850 nucleotides. RefSeq names its product borderless (gene bdl). The record is from RefSeq and is a predicted model, not a curated record. Gene Ontology annotation, molecular function: cell-cell adhesion mediator activity. Gene Ontology annotation, cellular component: axon; plasma membrane. Gene Ontology annotation, biological process: homophilic cell-cell adhesion; dendrite self-avoidance; axon guidance. Lineage: Eukaryota; Metazoa; Arthropoda; Insecta; Hymenoptera; Encyrtidae.
UCUCUGUCGACGACGCUACUGGGACCGACUUCUCCUUUUGCCGCUCGCGAUUUUCAUAAACGUGGCUGUAACGACUUCCUACUUUAUGUACUUCGUGUAAUGUCCUUUGGUGCGAUAUUAUAAAGACACAGUAGCGCCGAAAGUGCAGGAUUUCUUUUGUUUCUUUUUUUUUUUAAAUCGGUAUAUAAUAAUCUGUGGUGAAAUCAACUGUAGAGUGAAGCACGACGGAAACAGUGUAAAUACGAGCGAAGGAGCUUUCAGUUGAUCCAUAUAAACCACAGGUGGUUUUUUUAUUUGGUCGACUGUUCUUGGUUCACCUGCGAUGGCAGUUGCGAUUAGCACGCGGCAAUCGUAUCAGUGUUACUAUUACUGGUGAUUUUUUUUUUUUUUUUUAUCACCAUAGAUUUUUACUUUUUAAUUGUAAGGUAGUAUUAGUCGGGUAUAAAUCGUUUCUGCCCUGGUGAUAUAUGCUGAAGAAACUACACUUUGGGUGAUCAUGUUCACGAGCAUCGUGAGGACGAGCAGGUUGUUCGUUUUGGUAUUGCUGUUCCACAGAGUUGUGGGCCUUGGUCUUCUUCUGGAGGAGGAAAAGGAGCCAAGUUACCUGACCGCAGCCGUCGGCGAGAACGUCAUCUUCGAUUGCGAUCUUGACUUUCCGCACGACAUACCGAUACCCUACAUACUCCACUGGAAUCGUGAUGGAGAGACGAUAUUCUCUUGGUACGAUGGCACGGUAUCAGCGGUCCACGGCUACUCGGGUCGUAUGCACCUGAUUGAGGACGCGCAGGCCCGUGGCUACGGUUUGGGCAGCGUCAAUUUGACCAAUAUCCGGGAAAGCGAUCAGGGCUGGUACGAGUGCAAGGUCAUAUUUCCGAACAGGACGCCCAGCUCGAGGAAUAAUGGCACCUGGUUCCAACUGUCCAUCGACGGUGUGCUGCCGUCGACCAAUGUUCCAGGCGAGACGCUUCUGGCGGUGCCACCCAUCAACAAGACCGUCAUGGAAGGCGAUCCAGUGUCUUUUGACUGCAUCACUAAGAGCAAUAAGUCCACCAUCGCCUGGUACCGCGAGGGGCGUGAGAUCAUAAAACAACAGGAUCUUAUGGAACGCGUUACCAUAGGUGCCGAUGGAUCUUUAAUUAUCAGCCCAACAUUGAUGGGUGAUCUUGGCGAAUACAGCUGUACAGUGACUAAUGAAUAUGGUGAAACUCAAAGCGGAUCUGCCCAUCUUAAUGUGCAAUACAAGGCAAAAGUUAUAUUCGCACCCAAAGAAGUGUAUCUCCCUUACGGAAAGCAUGCUCUUCUGGACUGCCAUUUUCGUGCCAAUCCACCAUUGACCAACUUGAGAUGGGAAAAGGACGGAUUUCUCUUUGAUCCUUACAACGUGCAGGGAGUAUUUUACAGAAGAAAUGGUUCGCUCUUUUUCAGCAAAGUCGACGAAACUCAUGCUGGCAGUUACUCCUGCACACCUUACAAUGUACUUGGCACCGAAGGACCAAGUCCUCCAAUCACAGUAAUAGUUCAGCGACCUCCAGUUUUUACAGUAACCCCUCAACAUUUGUAUAUGCGCAAGCUUGGUGAUACUCUGGAAAUACCUUGUGACGCUAGAGACGGUGAUAUUAACCAUCGACCCACUAUAGUAUGGUACAAAGAUGGAACACCUCUAUCACCCGAGAGAAUGCUGAUGAGAGGUGGUAACUUGACGAUCGAAAGAAUCCAAGAACAAGACAGAGGCAUGUACCAAUGUGCAGCCAGCAACGAAGCAGCCACGGUAGUAGCAGAUGCAGAAUUAAUGGUCCUGAACGUUCCACCUCGAGCUCCUUACAAUCUAAGUGCCAAUAGCACCAAAAACGCUGUUACCCUUACAUGGAUACCGGGAUACGUUCGGCCAAAGAUGGAAUAUUCAAUAUGGUACCGACCCACCGAUACGUCAGAAUGGAGGACAAUGAGAAUAGUGUCGAGGAAAAUCACAGAAGCAACAGUUGGUAAUCUAACGCCAGGGAAGGAAUAUGAGUUUAUGGUGCUGAGCCAAGACAAACAUGGCGAUGGGAUGUUCAGCAAAACUGUUCGAGUAUACACGCAACCCAAAGCCGAUAGUCUUAAUGUUGCGUCAGAGUUUAAAAUUUCUCUAGAUAACGCUAAUGGUGAAUUGGGACCACCGCGUAAUAUUCGAGUUCAGCCCACUGUGGAAGGCUACCUUGUGACUUGGGAUCCCCCAACUUCUGGGAAAGAUCAGGUGAAAUUCUAUACCGUAAGAUGGUUUAGAGGACCUUCGGAGCACUUGUAUGGUAGAGCAGAAACAACUGAUACUUAUUAUUUAGUGAAAUCAUUAGAAGAAGAAAAUUACUACACAUUCGAGGUCAUCGCAACAUCAACGAAUGAUGACAUAAUGGUCAGCGAUCGAUUUACCCUGGAAGUUCCAGCGUACCGGAGAAACCGUGCAAUUUCCAUGGGCAUAGUUGCUGGCCUUGGCUUCUUAGCUGCAGCGCUCGGAGCUAUUUGGUGGGCAAAAAAACGCUUUUGUCAAAAUCCACCGGGUGAAAAAUGAUGUUUCAACAAUUGAUCGACAAAUUAUGAUAGAAUAUUAAGUUUUUUCAUUGUACACGACACUUUGUGUGCUCAUAUUAUUGCGGCGUAAAAAUAUGAGAUGAGAUUUUUUUUAUUCAUAUCCUAUACUUUGUAUGCAUUUUUUGAGGUUGGUGGUUUGAAUGUAUUUCAAUAUGUAAGUUCAUAGUAUUAAACCAAGAAUAAUGUCUUUUUACACGUCAAGCAAGACGAAUAAUUUAUGUUUAGAAGUUUGAUGAAAAAUUAACGAGAAUAGAAUUUGUUUUCAACAUGUUUUAAAAAUACAAA